AUGCAAGCGAUUACUGUUGAUGGACAGGAAGCUGUGUUUAUCCCCUCAAGUACGGGACUCGUUUCACCCCUUAGGGUUCUGCCUGCUGGAGUCUUACCCACUGGAGCACCUUUGACACCUACUACAUUAUUUCCUGGCCAAAAUGUCUCAGUACGCCCAAACACUCAAGUUUUGCAAGUUCAACAAAGUAUUCCUGUUCAGGUUCCUAUAUCAACUUCAAAUGGCCAGACUGUUUAUCAGACUGUUCAUUUUCCUUUGCAAUCAUUUACCAGUUUACCAAAUAUUUUACAAACUACUGUGAUACCUCAAAUUUCUCAAAUGGGAACGUCACAGUUAGCUCAAGUCGUAACGCCGUCUGGACAAGUACAACAAGUUCAGGUGGUGACCCCCGUUAGCCAGCAAGGUACGCUUGUCGUUCAACAGCAGCCGCACAACAGCAGUGCCUCCACGACAACGACCACUACUACCGAUAGUAUUUUAGUUCCUCAUCAGCAGUUUCUUUUAGGUAGCAAUCAACAGCAAGUAACUGUGAUUCCUGUUUCAAGCCUUGCUAAUCUGACCAAUGGCAUCGCUCUAAGGGAUAACAAUAUUGUUCAGCUUCCCAGUCAAAACACAGUACCUCAGUCAGUUCAGCAACCUCUGAUACAGACAAUUCCACAAGGAACUAUUCAAAUAAUAUCAAGUGGCAGCCCUGGUGGACAGGAUAGCAGUAGUGGAGAGAGGUGGCAAGUCGUAGGUGUCGCACAACCCUCUUCAUCACCCCCUUUAGAAGACGAGUCUCAAUUAGCCGAUGAGAAGCCUCGAAUGAGAAGAGUUGCUUGUUCAUGCCCGAAUUGCAUCGAAGGUUUGCAGGCGGGUUGCUCCCGAUCACGUGCUGAAGAUCCAGUUACUAGUCUUGAGCAGUCGAGGUCUCUUGGAAAAACUUGGUCAGGUAUGAGAAAGAAACAGCAUGUAUGCCACGUUCCCGGUUGUAACAAAGUCUACGGAAAGACAUCGCAUCUCAGAGCACACUUGAGGUGGCAUACUGGAGAAAGGCCCUUUAUAUGUUCGUGGGAAUACUGUGGAAAAUGUUUUACAAGAUCUGAUGAACUACAGAGGCAUCGCAGAACACAUACUGGAGAAAAAAGGUUCAUGUGCUCGCAAUGCCACAAAAAGUUCAUGAGGAGCGACCAUCUCUCUAAGCACAUCAAGACCCACCAGAAAACGCGAACAGAGGUUACUACAUCUACGCAAGGUGAUGAAGAAACAUCUGGCGAGGAUGACAAAAUGCUAAUAACACUUCAAGCUGAGUCAGAACCUCCGGAAUUGUCUAUCGUUGAUACUAUCGACUCCAUGUAA
Nezara viridula (southern green stink bug) is the source of this 1338-nucleotide messenger RNA. NCBI's taxonomy places the organism in Eukaryota, Metazoa, Arthropoda, Insecta, Hemiptera, Pentatomidae. The record is from the annotation of a GenBank genome assembly.